AUUAGACAAGAGUCUAAAAAAGGUGAAUAGUCCAGCUGAACUCGCCACAGAUCAUGGAGCCCUGGAAGAGUCACGUGCGGGCAGAGCUGUUUCACAGAGACUGCAGGCAGAAAGAUCCUUUCUCUGGCCUGUUUGACAAGGUGUCCAGGCUGGAGGAGAUGCUGACUUUUCACGCGAAACCCAGGCAAGGCACGGACACAUGCAGAUCCAGAGAUAAUGGAAGCUCUGGAUGCCCAGAUGAAGGUGGCACCCUUUAUUUGAGAGUGAACGAGCUGGAAUUUCUUAAUCAGCAGCUCAAGCAGAAAAUCUCAGAUCUGACCAGCAAUAUAUACCUAAAGGAUGCCGAGUUACAAUACUGUCACUCACAAGUUGCCCGCUACAGGACCGAAGCGGUUGUAUUGGCCCAGGGGGCUCACUGUCUGAAGGCGGACCUACAGGAACACGAGUAUCAGCUGGAGUGUCAAUCAAAAGACCUGACUGCUCUGAGACUGGAUCACGGCUCGCUGAGAGAGCAGUUGAUGGCCGCCAACCUCCAGAACGAGCGGCUCCUCGACCGCUGGUUAGAGGAGAAGAAAGAGGAGGCUGAGAGGAUUAAUAAAUACAAUGCAACGCAAGAAAGGUGGCAACGUUUGGCAGGUCGCCUGAAGAAGCGGCAUCGAGUCAGAGCUCGCGCGGAGUGCGCGGCAGACAAACCGACGGACUACAAAACCCAGCGACCUCUUUCUUAGGACUUCAUCGUCCGUGAAUGUCUGUUUUUGUGC
Messenger RNA from Puntigrus tetrazona (Sumatra barb), 761 nucleotides. RefSeq lists its product as uncharacterized. Bases 54 to 728 code for a protein of 224 amino acids. Gene Ontology annotation, cellular component: autophagosome membrane. The transcript has 6 exons. The record is from RefSeq and is a predicted model, not a curated record. NCBI's taxonomy places the organism in Eukaryota, Metazoa, Chordata, Actinopteri, Cypriniformes, Cyprinidae. Gene Ontology annotation, biological process: autophagosome assembly; negative stranded viral RNA replication.